AUGGACGCCAAACUGCUGAAGACGACCAAAUUCCCGCCGGAGUUUGCGAAAAAGGUGGACAUGACCAAAGUCAACAUCGAGGUCAUGAAGAAAUGGAUUGCAGAGCGGAUAUCUGAUAUAUUGGGGAACGAGGACGACGUCGUUAUCGAGCUCUGCUUCAACCUCCUCGAGGGCUCGCGCUUUCCGAACAUAAAGCAUCUACAGAUUAAUCUCACUGGCUUUCUGGAGAAAGAUACGGCGAAGUUCUGCAAGGAUCUAUGGAACCUCUGCCUCAGUGCGCAGGACAGCCCUCAAGGUGUCCCCAAAGAGCUGCUGGAGGCGAAGAAGCUUGAGUUGAUGCAGGAGCAGGCUGCCGCGGAAGAAGCACGCCGCCGGGAAGAAGACGAGCAGGCCAGAGAACGAGACCUGGAGAGAAUUCGGCGGCGAGAAAGAGAGGAUCGUGGCCGUGGCAGAAGAGGCCGCGGUGGCCCUGCUCGCGGAGCUGAUCGGUAUGACAGCCGAGAUUCUCCCUCGCCUCAUCGAAGGAGACGAAGCCCACCGGUUUACCGAGAUACACCUCCUCGCCGGGGAGCGGAUAUCUACGUUCCCAGCGGUGGUAGAAGCUAUAGACGAGACGAUCAUAGAGGUCGCCGCCCGUCGAGACAGAGCUCUCCAUCGCCAUCUCGGUCACCAUCACGCUCUGUCUCGCCAGUUCGGGACCGUCGACGGGACAGGAGGUCUCCAGAAAGAAGGAGGCGGCGUUCGACCAGCAGCUCUCGCUCACCUUACAGAGGAGGCGGCCGUGACCGUGACCGUGGCUGGAAACGAGCCCGCAGCCCAACCCAUGAUGACGACUCCAGGUCCCCAAGCCGCUCGCCGUCCAGAAGAAGACGGAGAAGGUCUAGAAGCGGAAGCUCUAUCUCUCCGCCCCCUGCUAGUAACCGGGCCUCGAGAUCCCGUCGUGCAUCUUCAUCACGAUCUCCGUCGAGGUCAAGUAGCGAGGGCGAUCGGGGAAGUCGGCGCCCUCGGAGGAGAUCCCCUUUGUACCAACAAGGGUCUAGACGUGAUGUACCUAGAGCUGAUAUUGCUAAAGAUCGCAGAAGUCACGACCACCGCCGGCUUAGCCGCAGCCGUAGCCGCAGCCGCAGCCGUCAUCGAACCCGAAGCCGGAGUCGAAGCCGCGGAAGAUACCGCCGAAGACAGCGGUCGACCAGCAGCAGGUCAUCGACGAGCAGCUCACGUAGCCGCAGCCGCAGCCGCAGUGGCCGACGGAGGUAUCAAUCUAUUGAAAGAUAUGCCCCAGCUGGACGCAGGUCGCGCAAGAACAGUUCUGCCCCUUCACCACCUGCUCAAAAGCGACAGAGAAUAGCUGAUUCAGAUGGAGAAACUGCCAGAAGUUCCCCUCAACCCGCUCAAGAUAAAGCUGCUAAAGAUAAUGACACACCGGAUAGGCCUCCAGCUACUGACGAGGUGGGUCAAUAAAUAUGUUGCGUCCGUCACAGCGUCCUGCAUCGCGGCUUACCUCGACUGAGCUUCGAGAACGGCUCCUCAAGGAGAAGGUCAUCGCCAUGCGCCGGAUGAGUGCAGAGAAGGCGGCCACCAAAGCCUCCUAACCACUCGGUGAGCACAACGAUGGCGGUGCUUG
Molecule: messenger RNA, 1624 nt
Organism: Trichophyton rubrum CBS 118892
Lineage: Eukaryota; Fungi; Ascomycota; Eurotiomycetes; Onygenales; Arthrodermataceae
Exons: 5
Coding region: 1-1461 (486 amino acids)
Biological process (GO): mRNA processing; regulation of mRNA splicing, via spliceosome
Cellular component (GO): spliceosomal complex
Molecular function (GO): RNA binding
Source: RefSeq, a predicted model, not a curated record